AUGGCCGACUCAUCAAGUCAGGCACGCCAAACGCAGACUACCUCUUCCACGCUGGACCAGAGUUUCCCUCCCUCCACCACAGGACAGGCAGAUCUCGACGCAGACCUCGAAAUGGAAGACGACACCCCGCGACCCUCAGACCCAGCACGCCCAAGAUACCUCCUCCUCCACCCUCGAUCACGAACCCACAACCCAAACAGACACCCAACCCCAACAGCAAGAGCAACAGCCCAACUCCACCUCGCACGGCCCACCCCCCAGCCGGAAAGAUGCCUCGCUACGAGAAUUCCUCAGCAAGAUGGACGACUACGCUCCCAUCUGACGUCGCACUACCUGACGGUGUCGGGCCUGCCGCCGCCCAACCCCUCCGACCCGACCGGCAGCAGCACGAAUUCGACCCCGCUCCCGCUCGCGCGCCUCCUCGCCCUCGCAACCCAGAAAUUCAUCGCCGACAUCGCCGCCGACGCGUACCAGUACUCGCGCAUCCGCGCCUCCAAUACCGCCAGCAGUGCCAAUCCCAUCCUACCGGGGGGUGCUGCGCCGGGGAUAACGGCUGGAGGUGGUGUUGGUGGCGGCGAUAAAGCGGGUGGGAAGGGAGGCGGAAGCGGAGGAGGACAGGGGGGAGCGCAACUCGGUGUUGCGAGGUCCGGGUACGGAGGCGGUGGGAUGGGGGGCAGAGUGGCCAGGGGAGGACGGUCUUGA
Molecule: messenger RNA, 702 nt
Organism: Endocarpon pusillum Z07020
Lineage: Eukaryota; Fungi; Ascomycota; Eurotiomycetes; Verrucariales; Verrucariaceae
Exons: 2
Coding region: 1-702 (233 amino acids)
Biological process (GO): transcription initiation at RNA polymerase II promoter
Cellular component (GO): SAGA complex; transcription factor TFIID complex; nucleus
Molecular function (GO): RNA polymerase II general transcription initiation factor activity; promoter-specific chromatin binding
Source: RefSeq, a predicted model, not a curated record